AUGAGCGUCUCUGUGACACAAACAUUUCACAAGAAAAAUGAGGGCAAUAGGGGAUUCAGACAACAGAGGACUUAUGAUUAUUUGUAUGACCCAGCCUACACAUUGUCAGCUGAUGAGGAACACGCCAGGGAAAACUUCCGAGCUCAUGCCUCAGUGGAUCGAGUGCGGAAGGUCCCAGAGUUUAACUCCAUGUUUAGUAAUCUGACACAUCACCCCCGUGACCCUGUGCCUGCGUUCAUUGAUCGCCGUUGGCAGGGCUAUGUGGAGCAGAAGAGACAGGCCCUGCAGCGACUGACAGGGGUUGUGUCUCAGAUACAUAGACCCAACCACGCAGAUGUGACAGGAGUAGACCGCUGGAAGUUUUUUAAACGUCCUCUUAUUCCUUUCACUCAACAGAUUCCUCCUGAUGUUGUAUUUGCUUUGUCACAAUCUGACCUUCUUUCUGCUUCGUAUGGAGAUGAAAAACGUUCCCCCACUCCGUUCCAGCGGAGCGUGGGAGUUCAGACUGAUUAUCGGGAGAGUGAGACACAGACAGACCCCUUUUCUCCAGACUAUGCGGUUCGUCCUGGGACAGCCCCCACUGAGCUGCUCACACUGGCCACUCUCACAUGGGCAAUGCGGAAGCUGCUGGCAAAACGGAGGAAUGUGGAGGGAAAGCUGGAGAGACGUGAUAUUAUAAAAGAUUACUCAGAUUAUGGGUUUCAGACAUACGCACCUCUGUCUCAGUUUGGCCAGACCUCGGACCGAAAUUCCAACCGCAACAUGGUCAAGAGUCACUUUCUCAGCACGUAUGAAGGUCUGUUAGAACUGGAGGCAGGACAGGGAGAUGAGGAAAGGGAACUGGCCAUUAUCUUUCUGCAGAAAGUGCUCAGAGGAAGAUCCGCGCAGAAUCAGAUGUUCGACGGAAAAGAGAAACGGUUGGAACUGAUCCAAGAACUGCGCACCACCCACGCACUGCAGAAGGAGGAACAGGACAAGAAGGAGGCGGAAAAACAGGUCACACUCGCCCUGCAGAGACAGAGAGACAUCCAGUCUGAAAGAGUGUCUCAGAUUGAGUCCUAUAUAUCUGGCCUGUCUGGAGGAGUGAUAGUGGACAUGCUGGACUUUCUAUCUAAAGAGUUGCUCCGGCUGCAGGAGGAAAGGCGAAUCCAUGCCUUCACCCUACUGGCUGAGAGAAACCGUCGUAUUCGUGAGGCUGAGGAGAGUGGAAGGCGGCAGAUCGAGGAAAGGAGACGCAGAGAGGAGGAUGAGAUAUUUAAACAGGUGGUCAAGGUGCAUCAAGACACAGUAGACAUGUACCUGGAGGAUGUCAUCCUGGGCUCCAUUAAUCAGACAGCUGAUGCUCAGGCCAGAGAGGAGAUUCACCGCAAGGCUGAGGAGCUGAACAACAUCACCUAUGCCAUGGAGGAGAUGAGGAACAGUCAGCAGUCUGAAGCGAUUGUGGCAGAACUCGUCUACAGAUUCCUCAUUCCUGAGGAGCAGAAGAUUACUGUCAGAGAAAGAGUUCGCCAGAGCCAGAGAAGGCAUCUGCAAGCAGUUCGUUCAAUCAUCAGAAGCAGCCCUGGAUCUUCUGCGGUCUCCCAGCCCCCAUCUCCCUCAGACAGAGCCUCCUCAGCAGUCCUGAAUGACAGACUCAGCCAAGUAGAGGAGGCUGUUCCCAGAACUGUGACCCCAAGAGCAUUGUUGGCUUAUAAACACUAG
Sinocyclocheilus rhinocerous is the source of this 1701-nucleotide messenger RNA. RefSeq names its product cilia and flagella associated protein 91 (gene cfap91). NCBI's taxonomy places the organism in Eukaryota, Metazoa, Chordata, Actinopteri, Cypriniformes, Cyprinidae. The record is from RefSeq and is a predicted model, not a curated record.